CCUCCAACUUCAAACCUGCUGGUAUUAUUAUGGAAGAUACUGGAGAGGUCCCUUGCAGUAUAGAAGUAGGGAAACAAGUUGAAGAAAUAUCUGAUUUAAUAACAUUAAGAGCCCUAAAAAAUCCAAACCUAUUUUCUAAAGCGCUAUCUUCCUUUCACUCUGCUUUAAAAAAUAUGAAAAAUGAAUCUUCAUUACUGUCAGCCUUUCAUCAAUUUGGAAAGCCUACAUACUCGCCACUGACAUGCAAGAAGUACAAGACAACCAUUCCGGUGCAGCCUACUGCUGUAGCAAGAAGGAAGUUUACUACCAAAGGGCGAAGAUGUCUACAGAGUGGAAGACCUGCCAAGGUUAACUUCACUUCCGAACAUGGCUACUCAAAAAAAAAGAAUAGUCGACCAGGCAAAGUCCCUCACUCUCUCCAAGAAUCUGUGGACAGGAAUCAUUCGUCGUCAAAAAAACAUUAGAACUAAA
This is a messenger RNA of Macrosteles quadrilineatus (aster leafhopper), 471 nucleotides long. RefSeq lists its product as uncharacterized. The record is from RefSeq and is a predicted model, not a curated record. Bases 30 to 464 code for a protein of 144 amino acids. The transcript has 2 exons. Lineage: Eukaryota; Metazoa; Arthropoda; Insecta; Hemiptera; Cicadellidae.